UUUUAGGCAUUUACUAGCUUCAGUAAUAUCUGGACGUAGGCACGAGUUCGCUACGAUCCUGGGUCACGUGCCCACGCGAAAAAAGAGGAGGGACGUGCUUGACUCGUUGCCUGCGUCACUUGUCCGUCUCAUCAAUUACCCGUCAAUUUUGACGUCUUUCUUUUUAUAAGCAGCGAACGUUAAACGAGCAUCUAAAGAGGGAAUAAAAACAGAGGAAUUUGGCCAACAUUUUUGUAUUUAAGUAGAUUUUGAUGGUCUGAAAAUUAGUCAACUACUAUGGCCAGUCCACGAACGCGACGUAUCAUUCGAGACAUUCGAGAUGUUCCUGGAAAUAACAUCUGCUUUGAAUGUGGCGCUAGUAAUCCUCAGUGGGCCAGUGUAACGUAUGGAAUUUGGCUGUGUUUGGAUUGUUCUGGUUUGCAUCGUGGUUUGGGUGUACACGUGAGUUUUGUGCGAUCUACAACAAUGGAUAAGUGGAAAGAUAGUGAGCUGAGCAAGAUGAAAGCUGGAGGCAACGCAAAAGCAUUAGAAUUUUUGAAAAGUCAGUCAGAUUACCGAUCAAACUGGUCACUUCAAGAAAGAUAUAAUUCGAGAGCUGCUGCUCUUUUAAGAGAUAAGGUAUUAACAGAAUCAGAAGACCGUGAAUGGUCAGCCGAAACGUCGCCAGCAAGAAAUUAUAUCCCUAACACUUCAUUAAAUCCAUCUCAUUCUCAAAUCAGUGGAAACAACAGUUCGAAUAAUUUAUCAGCUUAUUAUGGAAGCAACACAACUCAAACUGGCAACAAUUCAUACUAUUCCGAUUAUGAUAACUCUAGAAGUCGGUAUCAAGGUUUUGGCAAUGUUCUGGUGAACAGUGGUGAUCCACCCAGUGAAUUACUGUCUGGUGCUUUGUCAUCUCUUUCUGUGGGUUGGAAUAUGCUAAGUAAAGGGGCAACAACCGCUGCUUUAUAUGCCAAAGAUAUCAGCUCACAAGCAACAACGAAAGCUACCGAACUUAGUGGAAGUGUCCGAGAUGGGACAUUGUUGAAUAAACCAACUUUGGGAAGCUUAGCGCAGAAAGCCACGGAAAUAGGAUCCAAAUCAUGGAUGGGAAUUUCAAAUUUUAUCAGAAGUCCAUCCUUGCAAGGUUUUAUUGUGGCAGGAAAAAGUGAUUAUGAAGACUUAGCUACACCAGGCAAUCAGGAGAUUAGAUUAUAUGAGCAACAGGCAAGCAGUUACCAAACAUACAGAAAUAAUUCAAUUGAAUGUGACCCUCCAGCACCUUCAGUAAUAUCCGAUUUCGUCAACUACAGCACUUCGGUUCAGCUGACUUCGGCAACGAAUCCAAGGCAAUUUAACAACAAGAUAACAACAAGGGUUAAAAAAGAG
Loa loa (African eye worm) is the source of this 1368-nucleotide messenger RNA. RefSeq names its product GTP-ase activating protein for Arf containing protein. The annotation marks the transcript as partial. Gene Ontology annotation, cellular component: Golgi membrane. Gene Ontology annotation, molecular function: GTPase activator activity. Gene Ontology annotation, biological process: regulation of endocytosis; regulation of ARF protein signal transduction. Lineage: Eukaryota; Metazoa; Nematoda; Chromadorea; Rhabditida; Onchocercidae. The record is from RefSeq and is a predicted model, not a curated record. The transcript has 11 exons.